AUGUUUAGAGCAAUAAGAUCAUUAUCAAAAGCAAACCAUGCCGUAUCUCGUCGUUAUUUCGGUACUGUUCCCACCGUUCCUACUUUUAAAACCUCCCAAUUACCCAAUGGUAUGACAGUGGCAAGUGAAGUAAUUCCAGGAACAAGAACCGCCACUGUUGGUAUUUGGAUUAAUGCUGGUUCUAGAACAGAUUCCCCAAAGGAAAGUGGUACUGCUCAUUUCUUAGAACAUUUGACAUUCAAAGGAACUAAAAAUAGAUCUCAACAUGUAUUAGAAUUAGAAAUUGAAAACUUGGGAUCAUCAAUUUGUGCAUAUACUUCAAGAGAAAACACGGUAUAUCAUAUUAAAUCUUUAUCAAAAAAUUUAGAUCAAUCUAUGGACAUGUUGAGUGAUCUACUUACAAAUUCAAAAUUAGAACCAAGAGCAAUUGAAAAUGAAAGAUCGGUUAUCUUACAAGAAAGUGAUGAAGUUGAUAAAAUGCAUGAUGAAGUUGUAUUUGAUCAUUUACAUGCUGUUGCAUUCAAGAAUCAAGAUUUAGGUAGAACCAUUUUAGGUCCUCGUGAAAAAAUUAAAACAAUUAAUAGAAGUGCUAUAUUAGAUUAUAUAAAGACAAAUUAUAAAGGUGAUAGAAUGGUUUGUGUUGGUGUUGGUGAUGUCGAUCAUGAGAAAUUAGUAGACUUAACCAAGAAAUAUUUCAAUAGAAUUGAAAAAUCAGAAGUCCCAUUCCAACAAAAUGGUGGAGACUUACCAAGAUUCUACGGGGAUGACAUUAGAAUUCAAGAUGACUCAAUGCCAACUACUCAUGUUGCUCUUGCUGUUGAAGGUCCUAGUUGGAGUGCUCCCGAUUUCUAUGUGGCUUCCGUCGCAAAUAAUAUUGUCGGGGCGUGGGAUAGAUCUAUGGGAUCAGGUAAAGAUUCUCCAUCGCCAUUAGCUGUUGCUGUAGCAACUAGAGGUCCAGGGAAUACACCAAUUGCAAAUUCUUACAUGGCAUAUACUACUUCCUAUGCUGACACUGGGUUAAUGGGAGUUUAUUUCGUAGCUGAAGCAGAUAUGGAUUUGAGUCUUAUUGUAGAAGAAAUACAAAAAGAAUGGGCAAGAUUAAGAAAUGGAGAUUUUUCAGAAGCUGCAGUUGAAAGAGCAAAGGCUCAAUGUAAAGCUGGAUUUGUGUUAGCAUUGGAUGAUUCAACAGUACUUGCUGAAGAUAUUGGUAGACAAUUAGUCAAUACUGGAAUCCGAUUAAGUCCUGAAGAAGUCUUUGAUAGAGUUGAUUGUAUAACUAAGCAAGACGUGGUAAAUUGGGCUAAGUAUAGACUUGAAGGUGCUCCUAUUGCAGUUGCUGCUUUAGGAAAUGUAAUGACUUUACCUUCCCUUGCCCAAAUUUCAGAAGGGAUGUCCAUGUAA
Molecule: messenger RNA, 1401 nt
Organism: Hemisphaericaspora subhashii
Lineage: Eukaryota; Fungi; Ascomycota; Pichiomycetes; Serinales; Debaryomycetaceae
Gene: MAS1
Product: Mas1p
Exons: 1
Coding region: 1-1401 (466 amino acids)
Cellular component (GO): mitochondrion
Molecular function (GO): metalloendopeptidase activity; metal ion binding
Source: RefSeq, a predicted model, not a curated record